GUCAGACUCCAGCUUCUGGGCUCUCCACUGCGUUCUCUGCCCUCCCGGGGAGGAAGCCCCCAGGUCCCAUCCAGUGCCCCUGGACACAGCCCAUGAGGCUCCCAGACCCCACUGAGUGCCGCCCUGAAGGAUGUCCCAGCUCUCCUCCACCCUGAAGCGCUACACAGAAUCGGCCUGCUACACAGAUGUCCCUUAUGCCAAAUCGGGCUAUGGCACCUAUACCCCCUCCUCCUAUGGGGCCAACCUGGCCGCCUCCUUUCUGGAGAAGGAGAAGCUUGGUUUCAAGCCAAGUCCCCCCACGGGCUUCCUCCCCCGUCCCCGCACUUACGGCCCCUCCUCCAUCCUGGACUAUGACCGGGGACGCCCCCUGCUGAGACCUGACAUCGUCAGGGGUAGUAAGCGAGCAGAGAGCCAGACCCGGGGCACUGAGCGGUCUUCAGGCAGUGGACUUAGUGGGGGCAGUGGAUUCCCUUACGGAGUGACCAGUAACUCCCUCAGCUACCUGCCUGUGAAUGCUCGUGACCAGGGGGUAACCUUGACCCAGAAGAAAUCGAAUAGCCAAUCAGACCUGGCUCGGGAUUUCUCCAGCCUCCGGACUUCAGAUAGCUACCGGACCUCAGAUGGCUAUCGGAUAGACCCUGGGAACCUAGGCCGCAGCCCUAUGCUGGCCCGCACACGCAAGGAGCUCUGUGCCCUGCAGGGGCUCUACCAGGCAGCCAGCCGCUCGGAGUACCUGACGGACUACCUAGAGAACUAUGGUCGCAAGGGCAGUGCACCUCAGGUGCUCACGCAAACCCCUUCCUCACGAGUCCCUGAAGUUCUCAGUCCCACCUUCCGACCCAGUGGCCGCUACACACUGUGGGAGAAGAGCAAGGGCCAGGCCCCUGGGCCCAGCCGCUCCAGCUCACCAGUACGAGAGGCCUUGAAUUCUAAGAGUGCCCAGGGUCUGGCUGGUCUUCGAAACCUUGGGAACACGUGCUUCAUGAACUCGAUUCUGCAGUGCCUGAGCAACACCCGGGAGCUGAGAGAUUACUGCCUCCAGAGGCUCUAUAUGCGGGACCUCAGCCACACCAGCAAUGCACACACAACCCUCAUGGAAGAGUUUGCAAAACUAAUCCAGACCAUAUGGACUUCAUCCCCCAAUGAUGUGGUGAGCCCUUCUGAGUUCAAGACCCAGAUCCAGAGAUAUGCACCACGCUUCGUUGGUUAUAAUCAGCAGGAUGCUCAGGAGUUCCUCCGCUUUCUUCUGGAUGGGCUCCACAAUGAGGUGAACCGAGUGACAGUGAGGCCUAAGUCCAACCCUGAGAACCUUGAUCAUCUCCCUGAUGAUGAAAAAGGGCGACAGAUGUGGAGGAAAUAUCUAGAACGAGAAGACAGUCGGAUUGGGGGUAAGUGCACAGACGGAAAAAAUGGCUGUCUUAUUACUUCCUUGUGUUUGCUUUUCUGCUUCCUGAGGAAGGUGCAGUUGCUUGUGUGGUCUCAUCUAGUUGCCUCUGUUCUUGCCAUGCCGUCUGUCCUUAACUCAUCAAUCCCAGACCUGAAGCGGUUCUCAGAAUCCAGGAUACGAACCAGCAAGCUCACAACAUUUGUGAAUUUCCCACUAAGAGACCUGGACUUGAGAGAAUUUGCCUCAGAAAACACCAACCACGCUGUUUACAACCUGUAUGCUGUGUCCAAUCACUCCGGAACCACCAUGGGCGGCCAUUAUACAGCCUACUGCCGAAGUCCAGUGACAGGCGAAUGGCACACUUUCAAUGACUCCAGUGUCACGCCCAUGUCCUCCAGCCAAGUCCGCACCAGCGACGCCUAUUUGCUCUUCUACGAGUUGGCCAGUCCACCCUCCCGUAUGUAGCAGCAAGGAGCUACAGCCCUUUCCCCUUCCCCGUGGUGGCCCCACACCCUAAGUUUUUUAAAAAGACAAAAAAAAAAAAAACACAAAACAACAACAACAAAAAAAAACCUGACAAAUAAGAGAAAAAUAAACUAAAAUAAAGCUGCUGAGCAGGAGUUGAUGCAGCCUGGUCAGGGUCUGGAGCAAGGAGCUGGGUGCCCCCAAGCCAUGGCCUGGCGGGAAGAUCCACUGGACACAGAGACCGGAGUCAGCAGAGUGCUCCCUCGGCUUCUCUUGUUUGCAUUUUUAAGCUUGUGGUUUUUUCCUGUGUGUAAUAAACAACAGCAGUCUGUGGGGAGAAGAUCUUCGUCCACCUGCCGUCCUCUCCAGCCCCUGCGCCUCCUGGGAAGACAGCACCCUCUGGAGCCUUCUUGGGAGCACCAUUGCCUGCAUCAUGGCACCGUUGAGGAGCUGGCGCCUGUCUCUACCUGGACCUGCUCACCAGUCCAGAGCAGGAAGCACCCAUGAGCCAAGAGCCCUCUUAACGCUGCUAACUCCAAGGGCACAGGCAAGGGGACAUCUUUGAGGAAAGCUGGUUUGGGUUUUUUUUUAAAGCCCAGCUUUUUUUACUUACCGUAAUGAAAGUGUUCAGACUGGAGACCCUCUCCUCCACACCCCUUCACAGCUGGCAUGUUGGGCUGGUCCUUUUUGUGUAAUUCUUCAAGUAGAACUUUCCCAGUGCUAGCCCCCUGUGGUGCUAGGCGGGGUUGGCCAGGCCCAAGCACACCACAGUAGACCUGGGAUCUAAACAAGUUUUUGUUUUGGGUUUUUCAUUUUGUUUUGGAUGGAAUCUAGUUGCCUCCAAGAAUUGUGCCUUAUAGCAUUUGGGGACCAGGGGGUAACUGCCCCUCCCUGAAAUAUCCCUCAGUCCCUUCCCUUUUCCCCAGUGCCAUGUUCAAACCCACUGGGGGAAAUAGGGUCCCGCCCUGAGCCCCUGGUACGUUGUGCAUUGCAGUGAGGCUAAGAGGGAAGUAGGUAAAACGAUUUCUUACGAUAGUGUUAUCAGUCCUUCCUGUCCGCCACCUCUUACCUACCCUGGUCUACUCCCUAGCUGUUUGAAGGAUAGCACAAGCCCCCUGUCCCUCGAGCUUCUCUCCUUUAAUUUAUUCUCUUUUAACAUCCCUUUCCCCUUGCCUUCCUGCCACCUGCCCCUUCUCAGAGCCUCCUAGACACAGGCCCUCUGGACCGAGUUUCUCAGGGAUGCCCAUGCCACCCCUCAGCUCCUCUUGGUGUUGGCCUUUGGUCCUUCCUUAGGAGCUGGAGCCUGGGUGUCUGGGGACAUCUUGCCUCUGUUGUAUGAUUCCUGGGUUUUGCCCUAAGUUGUUAGACAAAACUCCAUGCCAUCCCAGAGAGCAAAGUUGUUCAGCACUGAGGCAUGGAGCACUGUGCACUUUGCACACUCCACAGCUGGGCCCAGCCUGUGCCCCAGGGAGCCUGGACCAUCCCAGUGCUCCUGGGACCAGGCACUAGAGAAAGACACCCUGAGUUUUACCUGGCCUGACACCCUUUUCUAGGGAAGACCUGUGAAUCUGAGCCCAAGGGCUGGUGUACACUUGUUUACUGUGUAAGCAAGAGUAGAAGAAUGUCUAAUGUACAGUGGAACCUUGUACAGAAUAAAUAAUAGCUUU
This is a messenger RNA of Urocitellus parryii (Arctic ground squirrel), 3519 nucleotides long. NCBI's taxonomy places the organism in Eukaryota, Metazoa, Chordata, Mammalia, Rodentia, Sciuridae. The record is from RefSeq and is a predicted model, not a curated record.